CAAGAGCCCCACACAGGGCUCGAGGAAUGCAAGAUCAUUACCUGAGCUGAAGUCUUCUGCUUAACCCACUGAGCCACACAGGCACCCCUGUUGAUUUUUUUUUAAACCUGUAAUGGGCACAGAUUUAUCUACAACACACUCAAACAGAACUCCCAUAUUUAUGCUUGCAAAGUUUACUAGGCAAAUAAAGUUAUUCAUAUUACUCAACCAAGUCUUCAAACUUGCUGGAGACAUACACAUAGGGCUAUAAUAUCUGCAAUAUAUGCUAGUUGGCAGUCUUUCCUAAGCUUUGUGAAUUCAUAUAGAAAGGAAAAUGUUAAGUCUAUUAAAGUGAAAUGAAAAUUACCAUUUUGACUCCUCUCGCAUUUUAAAUGUCCUGUCUUUAAAUGCUUUCUCUAGUGCUUGUAAAAUUUUCUUUCUAUGUGGUAUAAUCACAUCUGAUGAUUCUAUCAAAGGUUGUUUACCUCUAGGUCAUUCCUCUAAUUCAGUGAUCCUUAGCUAUAUGCAGGGUGGCACAAUUGCUGAUCUCUUUGAGAAUUUAAUGAAAUUCAUAUGUGGCUAUUCUCCCUUUAAAAUUGUAGGUUAAAGUUUCUUUAUUUUAUAGUAGGUAAUUAAAAUAAAAUAUAAAAUGUCUCAGACUUAAAAGAUUAAGCCAUUGUAUCAUUUAUGCAACUUUGUAAAUAUAAUAAAUGUGAAUGUAGGGCACACAUUAUUAUCCAUCUCCAAAUGAAGUUCUUAGAAUGACUCAAGGUCAUUUAAAUUUAAGAAACAAAGACAUUAGAAUGAUUUAAGUAUAUGUUAAAUUUUUGUAAAUUAUUACUUUUAUAGUACAAAAGUAGUUGAUGCACAUUUUUAGAUAAUUCCAAAUUACAUGGACUAUUUUCUACAAGUUUUGUGUCUUUUAUACUUAUUCUUAAUUUCAAUAUUACAUUCAGUGGUAUAAAAUUAUAAUUUCAACCAUUUUCUAGUUUAGUUGUUUAAGUAUUAAGCUAAUUUUAUAUGUUCCUAUCUUUUUAGUAAUUUAAUUAUGUCUAAUGGUGUGUAAGGACUACAUAACACACUACUUUUUCAGUAAAGUUUCUUAACAAUCAUUGUACAUUGACUAUUUUUGAAAAUGAGAGAUAGAAAAUGAAGAAGUAUGGUAGUGAUAUUAGACAAUUUAAAUAGUCCAAUAGCAUAAAAAAUUUUUUUUUUGGUUAAUUAAGAGCCAGUUUUAUAGUUGAUUUAAGUUAUCUUAUACUUGUAGAACCAUUAUUGAUUAUUUUUUUCUGGUUCAAUAAAUAUUUCUUACCUCAGUUCCUUUUGUUAUUAUAUGUAGAAGGAAUGGUGACCGAUCAUUGACUUUAAAGAUUUUGACUUGAAUUUUCAUGAGCUUAUACACUCUGUAUUUAAUUGCUCACAACUAGCUGUAGGAUCUUAUCUGUGUUGUGUUUUCCCUUAAAGGUGCUCUUGAUUUAAUUAAUCAGAUUAUGAAAAGUCCUUUCUUUCUCCCUUGCAAUCGUAGUCACCAUUCUGACUUUCUGAAGAGAAGCAUAUUUUGAGUGACUACUAACUGGCCUGAUGGGAAAAUUUUUAAAGGGAAACCAGAAGUUCCUUGUAAAGUUGAUAUUCUUUUGAUUUUAGUUAUUGAGACUGGGCUCCAAAACAUCUCACCAGUUCUUUUCAUAUUAGGCCUCCACUUCUACUUUAGACAGUUGUGAAAUUUGGAGGCUUUGAUUCAACAUUUUACAGGAAAAUGCUUUCCUCCUGCUAGAAUAAAACUUCACUGGAUCUGUACCCAAACCUCAUUCUAACAUGUUAUGGGAAUGAGAGCAGUUGUAUGAAAAGUCAUCACAUUUGAGUAUCGAGGAGCCAAAACAAUGACAUGCUUCAUACUUAUGUUGAAUUCUCAUAUUUACCAGAAGUAUGAAUAAAAUAAUUUAUAUGAAAUAUUCAGUUAAUAGACAUAUCUUAGUUUCUUUUUCUUUACUAAAUGAGGGAUUCUUGAGUUUUCCCUAAAGUCCUACAAUUAAGUGCUUGUGAAGGAGAAAAGGCACUACAAGUGGGAAUUGUAAGCAAAGUAAAGUCGAGGGUGAUGUAUAUUAUUCUUUGUUUUGUUCUCCAUGAUAGGCAAAGAGUAGCUUUUUAUGGCUAUUUUAUGAUAGACUUUGAAGCAGAAUAUUUAAUAAUAUGAAGAAUAAUGGAAAUGAUUGUGCUUUGUUACUUAUAUACAUUAAAUAAAUAGUCAUUUACAAACGAUCCAUGAAAAUAUCCAAAAGUCAAAAAACUUAAAGUGUCCCGGGAAGUGGCUAAACCAAAAAGAACCUCAGGAUCUUUCUUGUACUUACAUAAUCAGUCACAUGAUGUCGCUGUACACUCAGAAGGUGGAAAAGGAAAACUUUGUCUCGCGUUCAGCUUCCAACCACUGGCAGAAUAGGAUCGACUCCAUAUUGACCGGAACGCUGGGUAAAUUUUAUCAAACAUAUCCUACGGAAAGGAAGACUGCUCACAAAGGUUCCCAGGCGAGCAGUCCCUUAAAACUAACAGUCCCAUCUCAGAUCUCGUUAACUACAAUGGUGUUUUCCUGGAGAGGAGGCCCAGGAGCCCGGCGAUUGCUCCUGGCGUUUCUGCUCCUUGCAGCUGGGAAAUCUGGGAGCGGCCAGGUCCACUACUCGGUCCCGGAGGAGGCCAAACACGGCACUUUCGUGGGCCGGAUCGCGCAAGACCUGGGACUGGAACUAGCGGAGCUCGUACCGCGCUUUUUCCGUGUGGCGUCCAAAGGCCGCCGAGAACUUCUGGAGGUAAAUCUGCAGAAUGGCAUUUUGUUUGUGAAUUCUCGGAUCGACCGGGAGGAGCUGUGUGGGAGGAGUACCGAGUGUAGCAUCCACCUGGAGGUGAUUGUGGACAGGCCGCUGCAGGUUUUCCACGUGGAGGUGGAGGUGAAAGACAUUAAUGAUAACCCGCCGGUGUUCAGAGAAGUAGAACAAAAGGUACUUAUCUCUGAAUCUGCACCUCUGGAUUCUCAUUUUCCUCUAGAGGGCGCUUCCGAUGCGGACAUCGGCGUAAACUCUCUUCUGACCUAUAGGUUAGGUAUAAAUGAGUAUUUUACUCUUAAAUUAAUAACGAAAAACGAUAAAAGUAUAUUGCCUGAACUAGUUCUACGGAAGUCAUUGGAUAGAGAGGAAACGCCAGAACUUAAUAUAUUGCUGACCUCCCAGGAUGGCGGUAAACCCGAGCUAACAGGAUCUGUUCAGAUUAAAAUAAGCAUCCUGGAUGUGAAUGACAACGCUCCGGAGUUUGAUAAGCCUGGCUAUAGAGUAGUGUUGUUUGAAAAUGUCCCAAACGGCACGAGAGUGAUUCAAUUAAAUGCUUCUGAUCUAGACGAAGGGGUCAAUAGAGAAAUUUCCUAUGCAAUCAGACUGAUUUUGCCAGUGAGUGAGAAAUGCAUGUUUUCAAUAAAUGCAGAAACAGGUGAAAUCAGAAUAUAUGGGAAAUUGGAUUUUGAAGAGAAUAAUGAGUAUGAAAUUCAGGUUAACGCCAUUGAUAAAGGGAUUCCUUCCAUGGCAGGUCACUGCACAGUCCUAGUGGAAGUUCUGGACCUGAAUGACAAUACCCCUGAGGUAAUGAUUACUUCGUUGUCUCCCCCGGUGAGAGAGGAUGUUCAGGUGGGCACUGUCAUCGCCUUGAUCAGCGUGUCCGACCGUGACUCUGGCGCCAACGGGCAGGUGACCUGCUCACUAACACCCCAUGUCCCUUUCAAGCUGGUGUCCACCUUCAAGAAUUACUAUUCGCUGGUGCUGGACAGCGCCCUGGACCGCGAGAGCGUGGCGAACUAUGAGCUGCUGGUGACCGCACGGGACGGGGGCUCGCCUUCGCUGUCGGCCACGGCCAGCGUGUCCGUGGAAGUGGCCGACGUGAACGACAACGCGCCGGCAUUCGCGCAGGCCGAGUACACGGUGUUCGUGAAGGAGAACAACCCUCCCGGCUGCCACAUCUUCACGGUGUCCGCGCGGGACGCGGACGCGCAGGAGAACGCGCUGGUGUCCUACUCGCUGGUGGAGCGGCGGGUGGGCGAGCGUGCGCUGUCGAGCUACGUGUCGGUGCACGCGGAGAGCGGCAAGGUGUACGCGCUGCAGCCGCUGGACCACGAGGAGCUGGAGCUGCUGCAGUUCCAAGUGAGCGCGCGCGACGCGGGCGUGCCCCCGCUGGGCAGCAACGUGACGCUGCAGGUGUUCGUGCUGGACGAGAACGACAACGCGCCCGCGCUGCUGCCGCUGCCUGGGGCGGGCGGCGCGGGCGGCGCCGUGAGCGAGCUGGUGUGGCGGUCGGUGGGCGCGGGCCACGUGGUGGCGAAGGUGCGCGCGGUGGACGCGGACUCGGGCUACAACGCGUGGCUGUCGUACGAGCUGCAGCCGGCGGCGGGUGGCGCGCGCAGCCCGUUCCGCGUGGCGCUGUACACGGGCGAGAUCAGCACGACGCGCAGCCUGGACGAGGCGGACUCGCCGCGCCAGCGCCUGCUGGUGCUGGUGAGGGACCACGGCGAGCCGGCGCUGACGGCCACGGCCACCGUGCUGCUGUCGCUGGUGGAGAGCGGCCAGGCGCCCAAGGCCUCGUCGCGGGUGUUGGCGGGCGCCGCUGGCGCGGAGACGGCGCUGGUGGAUGUCAACGUGUACCUGAUCAUCGCCAUCUGCGCGGUGUCCAGCCUGCUGGUGCUCACGCUGCUGCUGUACGUGGCGCUGCGGUGCUCGGCGCCGCCCAGCGAGGGCGCGUGCCGGCCGGGGAAGCCCACGCUGGUGUGUUCCAGCGCGGUGGGGAGCUGGUCGUACUCGCAGCAGAGGCGGCAGAGGGUGUGCUCUGGGGAGGGUCCGCCCAAGACCGACCUCAUGGCUUUCAGCCCCAGCCUUCCACAGUCGGGAGAAGAUUGUUUAAAUUCUUCCAGUGAAGUAAGUCAUUGA
Messenger RNA from Felis catus (domestic cat), 4934 nucleotides. Its product is annotated as protocadherin alpha-12-like. Gene Ontology annotation, molecular function: calcium ion binding. Gene Ontology annotation, cellular component: plasma membrane. The record is from RefSeq and is a predicted model, not a curated record. Gene Ontology annotation, biological process: homophilic cell-cell adhesion. Lineage: Eukaryota; Metazoa; Chordata; Mammalia; Carnivora; Felidae.